AUGGGGUCUGUUUCCAACCAGCAGUUUGCAGGUGCGAAGCCGGGCGAGGAGCCGGCCGGAGACUCGCCCAAGGCCGAGAACGAGUCCCAGCCCCUGCACGGCUCCGGCAUCUGUAAAUGGUUCAACGUCCGCAUGGGCUUCGGCUUCCUCUCCAUGACCGCCAAGGGCGGCGCCACCCUGGACUCGCCCGUCGAUGUCUUCGUGCACCAGAGCAAGCUCCACAUGGAGGGCUUCCGCAGCCUGAAGGAGGGCGAGGCUGUCGAGUUCACCUUCAAGAAAUCAUCCAAAGGCUUGGAGUCCAUCCGGGUGACCGGCCCCGGGGGCGUCUUCUGCAUCGGCAGCGAGAGGAGGCCCAAGGGGAAGAGCCUCCAGAAGCGCAGAUCGAAAGGAGACCGGUGCUACAACUGCGGCGGGCUGGACCACCACGCCAAGGAGUGCAAGCUCCCUCCGCAGCCCAAGAAGUGCCACUUCUGCCAGAGCAUCAGCCACAUGGUCGCCAACUGCCCCGCCAAAGCACAGCAGUCGCCCAGCUCGCAGGGAAAGCCCGCCUACUUCCGAGAGGAGGAGGACAUGCACAGCCCGGCGCUGCUCCCCGAGAGCCGGGAGUGA
Molecule: messenger RNA, 609 nt
Organism: Serinus canaria (Common canary)
Lineage: Eukaryota; Metazoa; Chordata; Aves; Passeriformes; Fringillidae
Gene: LIN28A
Product: lin-28 homolog A
Exons: 4
Coding region: 1-609 (202 amino acids)
Molecular function (GO): zinc ion binding; nucleic acid binding
Source: RefSeq, a predicted model, not a curated record